Messenger RNA from Xyrauchen texanus (razorback sucker), 2299 nucleotides. RefSeq names its product tumor necrosis factor receptor superfamily, member 1B (gene tnfrsf1b). Gene Ontology annotation, biological process: extrinsic apoptotic signaling pathway; defense response to Gram-negative bacterium; immune response. Bases 97 to 1443 code for a protein of 448 amino acids. Gene Ontology annotation, cellular component: membrane; external side of plasma membrane. NCBI's taxonomy places the organism in Eukaryota, Metazoa, Chordata, Actinopteri, Cypriniformes, Catostomidae. Gene Ontology annotation, molecular function: tumor necrosis factor binding; tumor necrosis factor receptor activity. The record is from RefSeq and is a predicted model, not a curated record. The transcript is spliced from 9 exons.
CCGUGUUCGUGCAACAUUUCCUGUACGCGCGUGAGUGUGCCAGUGUGUGAUGGUCAGAGCAGGUCCACUCGCGGCGGGUCCCAGAUCGAAACAAACAUGAUUAUCUCCAUACGAUUAUUAAUAUUUCUUGCGGCUCUGUGGCUUUUCUCGGAAGGGAAGACAUCUCUGCCAUAUAAAUCAGAUGGUGACUGUGUCAAUAGCACCUCAGAAUAUUUCAACAAAUUGCUAAGCAUAUGCUGCAGUAAAUGCAAACCAGGGACCCGUCAGCAAGUGGAGUGCACUGCUGAUUCGGACACCAUCUGUGCGCCCUGCCAGGAUGGACAGUACUCUGACAAUAUGAACCAUUUUGGCAAUUGUUUUUCAUGUAAAAAAUGUAAUGAUGACAAAGGACUGAAGUAUGUCACAAAAUGCUCGGCUGAUACCAAGUCUGUUUGUGAGUGCAAGCUUGGAAUGUUCUGUUAUCGAUAUCAUUUCGACGAAUGUGAGGCAUGUAGAAAAUAUAAAUCCUGCAAACCUGGUGAAGGUGUAAUCAAAAAUGGUACAUCUAAAUCUAAUGUCAAGUGUGAACGCUGUAGUGAAGGAACAUUUUCUAACAGCACUAAUACUGAAACCUGCAAGCCACAUACUCGAUGUGUUGGCAGUGCAGUUUUGAGACCUGGCAAUUCCACCACUGACACAAAGUGUGACACGACACCAUUUACAACAAACAAGGUUCCUCCUCAAAUAUCAACCAAGGGUUUCCUAAACGUUCCUCCGCAAGUAAAACCAAGUGGAAUCCAGAGCUCUACACAGCCCAUGAAUACAACUUUCACACCAUCUUUACCUGUAUUGCGUGGAGUGAUAUCAAGCACAACAAGAAUUUCCUCAAAUCUAGUUUCAGUCAGGCCAAUUUCCAACCCUGAACCAUAUACCAUCACUAUAAUCUAUGUCAUCGCUUGCUCAGUGAUGGGUUUGCUGACACUGACAAUGAUAGUGAUUAUUUGCAGAUUUCGAAACAGGAAAGCAGGUGUAAAGAAGGCUGUGAUCGUAGAAAACAACAAGCAAGAGCAGGGUCUCUUGGCGAACUACAGACCUGAUCUUCAGUGUUUAUUACACACUGAUGGGUGCCAGAAAGAGCCGUCUACGACAUCAUCAGACAGCCUGAGCCAGCCAGACUCAAGCCAGAGCCACAGCAGCAAUUACUGGUUAGAAGGUGCCAGCCUGGAGGAGACUCUACCAGAGCAACCAUCCGUGUCCAGUCCCUUAGUCAAUCUGAGUAUCACGGCCACAUUUAACUGUCAAAUGAACCCGACUUGCUGUUCCAUACCACUCAGUCCUGCUACACUGACACCCAAAGCUGAAGCUCCAGUGCGACUAUCUCAAGAGGAGGUCUGCAUCUCCUGCCAGCAAGAAGAUGGCAAAGAAGCCCUGCAGUCGGUGCAGGAGAGCAACCCAUGUGUGUGAUCAAAAUGGAGGAUUACAAGCUUGCUUAAUUAAUAGAAAGAGCAAGAACAAAAGAGCUGUUUAUUGCGUUAAAGACCCCUUAAUAUAGUUUUAUGAACACAGUUUUCUUUUCUGUGUUGACGUAUUUCCUAAUGAAACCGAAAGAUGGGGUGGGACGAAGAGCUUGUCUCUUAUUCAAUAGCCUUUAGGAGAGCAAACCACAUGUUCUCUGAUUGGAGUAAUCGAAACUUGUUUGAUUACAGUAUGUGUCAUUAACUGAGAACAAGGGCAAAGGAUAUGUUUUAUUGAAAUGCUUUGACUUGCAGCGUCCCUUUCUGUGUUCAUGUAAUUCCUAUUGAAACAGACAGUUGAGGCCCAACAUAUCGAUGGGCUCGCCGCCUUUUUAAAAAGCUGAAAACCUAUAAUUUAUGUCAUAGCCCAGCAAAACCAAAGGGUUGGCUAUUCUGCCUUUGACGUCACAGCUCAGGAUAGUUGCUAGUGAGUGGCUUGGGACUGUGCAGUUUUUAGUGAACCAUCAGCCAAUCAGCAUUUUGAGGAUGCCAUUUUGGCCACAUGGAAUUUAUUGAUAAGGGUUUGUAUGGCUACAAAACAAAUAUUGGCAGACCUAUGCAAGUAGGUUUAGCUGCAGAACGAAGAUCUCUUAAUUGGGGCAGAAUCUUCAAAAGAAAGUGGUUAACUCCAGAAGGGGGUCGAGCCAGCUCCAAAAAGGGGCAGCGAAAACUGCAGGUGUUGUAGAGCCGAGAUGAUCAGAACUUGAACAUUUAUGAACAAAUGAAAACAUACUGUGUAUUUAAAAUGUGCACUGUUACAUUACAUUCACAGCAACAGCACCAAAGAAUAAAAAUAAUCUAAACUA